AUGGGCUCCCCAGGCUCCGGGCAGGGCUGCCACGGGUCAGGAGGCCCAGUUCAGUUUGAAUGUCAGGUGAACGACACCAUUUUGGGUGUGACCGCGGAGUCCCGCUGCCAGCUGCUCAGCUGGCUGAUCCCCGUGCACCGCCGGUUCGGCCUCUCCUUCGAGUCGCUGUGCCUGGCGGUGAACACCCUGGACCGCUUCCUCGCCACCACGCCCGUGGCCGCCGACUGCUUCCAGCUGCUCGGGGUCACGUCCCUGCUCAUCGCCUGCAAACAGGUACCUGCGCGCGGGCCUGGGCCCCCGGCUUCCCGCUGGGCGCCCCAGCUCCUGGCCGACCAGCUCUGCAACCUGGAGCGCGUCGUGCUCCACAAGCUGCGCUUCAGCCUGGGCGCGCCCACCGUCAGCUUCUUCCUGGAGCACUUCACGCUCGCGCGCGUGGACGCGGGGCACCCGGCCUCGCAGGCGCUGGAGGCGCAGGCGCUGGCGCGCGCCGUGGCCGAGCUGAGCCUGGCCGACUACGCCUUCAGCAGCUACGCCCCUUCCCUGCUGGCCAUCUGCUGCCUGGCGCUGGCCGACCGCCUGCUCCGGCUCCCGCGCCCCGUGGACCUGAGCCUGGGCGAGCACCCCGAGCCCGAGCUGCGGCACUGCCUGGGCCAGCUGCAGCUCCUGGUGGCCAUCAACGCGGCCUCCCUGGCUCACAGGCUGCCCCUCCCGCUCUGCGACAAGUGCAGCCUGUCCCCGAGCUUGAAAUAA
Miniopterus natalensis is the source of this 750-nucleotide messenger RNA. Lineage: Eukaryota; Metazoa; Chordata; Mammalia; Chiroptera; Miniopteridae. The record is from RefSeq and is a predicted model, not a curated record.